AAAUCUCUGGGAGGAGCCCCGGGGGCACAAAACUGUCUGGUUCCCCGGGCCAGACUGAGAGGGGCAGGGAGCCACACGGACUGGAGCUGCGGCCAGACAUGGGCCGCCCGGGGCUGCUGCCGCUGCUGCUGCUGUCGCUUCAGACCUGCAUUCCAGCCUCCUGGAGCUUGCAGUGCAUGCUGUGUGGGAGGAUCGGGAAAUGCCAGGUGGAAGAGUGUGCCAGUGGCCAGGACCUCUGCAGGACCACGAUCAUGCGCAUAUGGGAAGGAGGUGAAGAGCUGGAGGUGGUGGAGAGAGGCUGUGCCCACCCAGAGAAGAGCAACAGGACCAUGAGCUAUCGGACAGGCAUGCAGAUCAUCACUCUUACAGAGACCCUGUGUGGGACUGACUUGUGCAACCGACCCACCCCUGGUCGGACUUCCACCUUUCCCCGAAUCCGAAGCCGUUACCUCGAAUGUGUUUCCUGCGCCUCAUCAGAUCUGAGCUGUGAGAGGGGCUGGGACCAGAGCCUGCAAUGCCGCAGCCCUACAGAACAGUGCGUGGAAGUGGUGACCUACCAGAGCCUGGAAGGCAGUCCAAGGGAUGAGCACCACACCCGCGGCUGUGGCAACCUUCCGGGCUGCCCAGGCCCCACCGGCUUCCACAACAACCACACCUUCCACUUCCUGCGGUGCUGCAACACCACCAAAUGCAAUGGAGGCCCAGUCCUGGAGCUUCAAAACCUGCCUCUGAAUGGCCUCCAGUGUUACAGCUGUGAGGGGAACAGCACCCAUGGAUGUUCCUCCGAAGAGAUUGCCCUGACCGCCUGCCAAGGCCCCAUGAAUCAAUGUCUGAAAGCCACGGGAACUAAUGGGCUGGGCAACCCGAGCUACACAGUACGAGGUUGUGCAACUUCCUCAUGGUGCCAGAGUCUCCACGUGGCUGAAGCCUUCAGCCUGACCCAUCUCAACGUCUCAUGCUGUACUGGAAACGGCUGUAACCACCCAGUCCUGGAUCACCAGCCCCACAUGGGCGGCGCCCCCCGGCCUGGUCCUGCCCACCUCAGCCUCAUGGCCACCCUGCUUAUAACUGCCAGACUGUGGGGAGGCACUCUCCUCUGGACCUGACCCCCUACACUCCCCCUUCCCUGGCUGGAUCCAGAGGAGCCCUUUGCCCUCCCCUCAGCUCCCAGCCCUGCAGACUUGCUGUGUGACCUCAGGCCAGUGUGCUGCCCUCUCUGGGUCUCAGUUUUCCCAGCUGUCUCACGAAGUUGCAGAACCAGGGGAGAAAAGCUGGAGAAAGACUGCAGGCCAGCAGGAGAGGUCUUGUUAUGUUAGCAUUGUUGUACCAUUGUUGUUAUUAUUAAUUAAUAUUUGUUUUAUUUAAUAUUUUAUACUUAAAGAUUUUUGUACCAGCGAACAAGGCCUGAUCUUCCCUUCUCCGUAGCAUCUCUCUUUGGGAGGAUGAAUGGGCGGGGGGGCACCUUUCACCCACCUCCUGGAAUUGGGGGUCACAUUGUAGGACCCAGGCAUCUGGGGCCCCAGCCUUGGGAGCAGUUCUCCAUGGGCUUCCAUCCUAAGCCACCUCCACAUCAAUUUCUGGGCUCCAACUCACUCACUCAAGCACAAACUUUCCAGUCUCUUCUCCCAAGCUCCAAAGGUCAAGACUACUUUGUUGUUCUAAGGAGAGGCAUCUGCAUUUCCUAGGGGGUUCUGAGACCGGAGAUGAAUGGGAGGGAUAAUCUGAUGGCCAGAACUCCCUGGGGGCCCUGCAGUGAGGAAUCAGGACAGGACUACAUUUCCCCAGAUGCCCCGGUGGCAAGAGAUAAAAGCUGGGCUCUUUUUCCUAGGAUGCCUUCAGACUGACUGAGAAAAAGAACUCUCAUUUCAAUUGGCACCCUUGGGGCACAAUAUUGAAGAAUUCACGUUUCCUAUGAUUUGCUGAGGCAAGCCCAAAGAGACAAAAUUACGUUCCCCAGGACCCUAUGGCUAAUGAAGAAAAGAUAAGACAUCUUCCAUGGUAUUUGAGGGCAGGGAAGGGACGGGUUUCUUUUUAGGACCUCCUCAAAUCACAUAGCACUGAGCGUCACUGUGGUGGCUUAAAGAGGUGGCCUCAGUAUCUCCAUCUCUUUGAACGUGCGUGGCUCUGGGACUGCUUUGACCGUGCCACAUUCUGGGCUUCAAGAAACUGGCUCUGGAGAAGCCAGCUGCCAUGUCAAAAGCUUCCUGUGCUGAGGCUGCUGUGCUCUGGGGACGCCCACACUAUUUCUUGCAUGGACGCCAUGUGGGGAGAGAGCCCCAGAUGUCUCAGCCAUCUCAGCCCAGACACCAGACAAGUGGGCGAAGGAGGGGCCCUAGACGUCGCAACCCCAGCAGAUGUAGCAUGCAGGAGGGUCGGGAAGCCCAGCUGUUUUUGUUUCCCAGGACUGCUGUAGUAACCAACUUUCAAACUGGGUGGCUUCCAGCAACAGAAAUGUAUGCUCUCAGAGUUCUGGAUGCUAGAAGUCUGAAAUCAAGGUGUUGGCAGUGCCGUGCUCUUUCUAAAGUCGCUGGGGAAGGAUCCUUCCUGGCCUCGUCCUGGCUCCUGGGGGUUGCUGACAAUCCUUGGUGUUUCUGGGCUUGCAGCCACGCUACUCCAAUCUCUGCCUCUGUCCUCACGUGGCCUUCUCAGUCAAUGUGGCUGGGCGGCUCCAAAUCUCUCCCUCUCCUUACCAGGACACCACUCAUUGGAUUUAGGGACCUACCCUAAUCCAGUGUGACCUCAUCUUAAUCCUAUCUGCAAAGACCCUAUUUCCAAAUAAGGUCACAUUCAUAGGUCCUAAGGGUUAGAACUUCAAUGUAUGGGGUGGCGGGGAGCGGGGGGAGACACAGUUCAAUCCACAACCCCAGCCAGCAGCCAGAGCCAAGGUUUCAGAUUAAGUGGCCCCAUAUGAACCAUCGCACCCACCUCCAGCUGUUCCAGCCAGCCCAUUUGGGCCCCGGUUCAUCGUGGAGCAGAUAUGUACUGAUCCUGCUGUCCCUUGCUCAAAUU
This is a messenger RNA of Leptonychotes weddellii (Weddell seal), 3009 nucleotides long. RefSeq names its product plasminogen activator, urokinase receptor (gene PLAUR). The record is from RefSeq and is a predicted model, not a curated record. Gene Ontology annotation, cellular component: plasma membrane. Lineage: Eukaryota; Metazoa; Chordata; Mammalia; Carnivora; Phocidae.